AUGCGCACUGACGCCCUCGGCCACAAGGCGCUCAACAUCGUCUCCUUCCUGCUCUUCACGGGCAGCAACAGCUAUGGCAGCAUGGCGCCCGGCUCCCGCUGGGGCGCAGGCGCACACCCGAGCUACCUCACGCCCGAGCCGUGGAUCUUUGGCACGUGGGGUGUCAUCCACUUCCUGCUCGUCGGCAUGCUCAUCUACCAGUUCACCGACGCCGGCCACACGCCCGUCAUCUCGGGCCUCGGGUACCGCUUCCCCAUCCUCUGCGUGCUCAACGCCGUGUACGCCGGCCUCGCCUCUGCGCACAGCAACGGGCACAGCUCCAUCUCCGACUUUGUGUGGAGCCUGCUCGCCUUCAUCACGAUGAUCUUUGUCGCCGGCAGCGUGUCGCACAUCUACCGCACCAUCAAGGUGCACCACGCCUCCAGCAGCCUGCUCGACACGCUCUUCGUCCACGCGCCCUUUAGCCUGUGGCACGGCUUCUCCGUAAUCCUGCUCUUCCUCGCCGGCUUCAGCGCCUUUGGCGUCGAUGCGACGCACCACAAGGCCGGCAUCCCGACGAAGAUCUUCGUCUUCAUUGCGCUCCUCCUGCUCGAGGCCACCGCCGCCGGCUACGCACUGCACGCCAACGGCGACCUGGCCGGCGCCCUCGUCAUCUCGCUCGGCCUGCUCGCCAUCUUCCAGCACCAGACCGUCGAGCACGCCGGCAAGUUCAUCCACUUUUCCGCCCUCGUCUUCUUCAUAAUCUCGCUCGUGGCCGUGCUGCGCGCCUCGAUUGCCGCCAUCCAGGCUCGGCGCACGGGCGCUACGGCCGAGGAGCGUGCGCCGCUCAACGCCUAG
Messenger RNA from Tilletiopsis washingtonensis, 837 nucleotides. Its product is annotated as hypothetiocal protein. The transcript has 4 exons. The coding region runs from base 1 to 837 and encodes 278 amino acids. NCBI's taxonomy places the organism in Eukaryota, Fungi, Basidiomycota, Exobasidiomycetes, Entylomatales. The record is from RefSeq and is a predicted model, not a curated record.